Miscanthus lutarioriparius is the source of this 2160-nucleotide messenger RNA. The record is from the annotation of a GenBank genome assembly. NCBI's taxonomy places the organism in Eukaryota, Viridiplantae, Streptophyta, Magnoliopsida, Poales, Poaceae.
AUGGAUAAUCCAAAUUCUACUGGACAUCCGUUCGGCAGCCAGCCGGCGAACGUGCGGCGGCGGCUGCAGUGCGGGCGCUCUCGCAGCCGGCUGGCCUUCUUCGCGUCCCCCUCCGCCAGCACGUCCGCCAGCUGCUCCUGCUCUCCAGUUUUAGUCUGCUUGGAAGUUGUUGGCAUGCAGCAGAAAAACCUGCAGAGUAGAAAGUCAACUGAAAGGAUGCCUAAUAGCGGAAGUUUGGCACUACUUAAUGAGGGAGCUGAUGAAGUCGUACAGAAUUCAGGCCGCGGAAGCAGGAGAAGAUCUCCAGUAUGGAACCAUUUUGAAGAGUUAACAAAUGAAGGAAAAGCAAUCUGCAUCCAUUGCAGAUCAAAGUUGGCUUAUCAUCAAGGUCUUGGAAUAUCACAUCUAAGGAACCAUAUUACAACUGCCUGCAAAGAACUUCCUCCAGAUAUUGAUCGUAGUUCAAUUUUUCCAAAGGGUGUGUCUAGUCUAGUUGUUCGAAGUUCUGUAUUGGAUACAAAGCUAGUCGGGGAUUUCAUGACUAAAUUUUGGAUCACAGCAAAUAUUUCCUUCAAAAAGAUAGAAAAUGGGUUUUUUAAGAGGAUGAUGAUAUUAGCCCACCCAGGCCUUGAAGUUCAUGAUCGACAGACACUCAAGAGAGAUUGCAUGUCAGUGUAUCAAGAAGAGAAGAAAAAGAUUGCAGAUGGUUUUUCCAAUAUAGAUUCUUGUGUUAGCUUCACUUCAGAUAUGUGGAUGUCAGCCCAGAAUCUUGGAUACAUAUGUUUGACUGCACAUUUUGUAGAUGAAGAGUUCAAUCUGCACAAGCAUCUCAUCAAUUUUAAACAAGUUCCUCAUCCUCAUAAUGCUGAUGCAAUUCAUAGUACUAUCAUGGAUUGCCUUCAUGAGUGGGAUCUGUCCAACAGAGCUUUUGCUUUUACUCUAGAUAAUGCCACAUCAAAUGAUGGAGCCAUACAAAAGCUAAAAGAUACUCUUUGGAGACAUAUGCCCUUUCAAGGUAGCGAUCUUCAUGUGAGGUGUACAACUCACAUUCUAAACUUGAUUGUCCAAGAUGGAAUGGAAAUCAUACAGAAUAUCAUUGAGCCUGUUAGGAAUGUCAUUAAGCAUAUUUCAUCAUCUAACUCUCGGCUGCAAAUUUUCAAUACCAUUCCACACCAAUUUAAUCUUCGGCCUAAGAGGGGAUUCACCCUAGAUGUUCCUAUGAGGUGGAACUCUACCUAUGACAUGCUUGAAGAAGCUCUUGAGUAUAAGGAUGCCUUGACCCACUAUGCAAAUCUGCAGAACAUUCAAGGACCCAACCUUGAGCAAUGGAACUUGGCAGAUAGAGUGUGCAAAUUUUUAAAAAAUUUUGCUGAUGCAACCAAAGUCUUCUCACAGCAUAAUUCUCCAAGCUCUCAUAGGUAUGUUGAAGAGGUUUGGGGGAUAAGGGAACUACUCUUUGAUGAAAAAAACAUAAGUGAUAAAUUCUUGAAGGUCUUGUGUGAUGACAUGAAGUCAAAGUUUGACAAAUAUUGGGAUGAACCUAACAAAAUCCUUUUGGUUGCAUCGUUGUUAGACCCGCGGUACAAGUUAGUCUUUUUGAAGUAUUGUCUCAUGAAAGUUUAUGGAGAGGAAGUGGCUGAUAGUAAAGCAAAUGCUGCUCUUAUUUGGUUUAAAGCAUAUUAUUCUCGUUAUGAAAGCAUGCCUCAAAGGAGUUAUCAAAGUAAUGUUUCUUCAUCGCCCGAAGUGGGUGGUUCAGCGAGUCCGCUUUCUUUCUUAUCUGGAAAACGCAAACUGGGGCUGGAAUUUGCAUUGUUUAGGCACCAAAGAAGGCCACAGUGCUCAAGAAGGCCAGAAGUUGACACUUACCUAGAUGAUCCAUUGAUUCCUUCAAGGGAGGGUGAAGAAUUUGAUGUGCUCGGGUGGUGGAAAAGAAACCAAGAUCAAUAUCCUGUACUAGCUAAGAUGUCUCGCGACUUUUUGGCCAUUCCAUUGUCAAUUGUGGCCUCUGAAUCGACAUUCAACACUGCUAGCAUAAUGAUUGACAAAUAUCGCAAUUCUCUAAGUUCAGAAAUGGUGGAAGCACUCAUAUGCGCAAAAGAUUGGCUCAAAGAGUACCUCUCAGAUGAUGAAGAUGAUGAUGGUGAAGUGACUACUGCUUGA